This is a messenger RNA of Pipistrellus nathusii (Nathusius's pipistrelle), 2068 nucleotides long. The record is from the annotation of a GenBank genome assembly. NCBI's taxonomy places the organism in Eukaryota, Metazoa, Chordata, Mammalia, Chiroptera, Vespertilionidae.
AUGGCUCCUUGGCCUGAGGUGGAAAACGCCCAGCCCAACCCAGGUAAAUACAUCGGAGGCAUCACAGAUGGCCAACAGCCCCCCACAGAUGGAAAAGAAAAGGAGCCCAACAAAAAUGUUGCAGGGACCGCUGACACAAAGGUUGAACUUCAGCCAUACCACUCCACCGCCACCCUGAUAGAGGAGCACCCUGGCGUUGAAGACCCCUGGGACCUGCCCGAGCUUCAGCCCAAGGGGAUCAGGUGGUCGGAAAGAGACACCAAAGGGAAGAUUCUGUGUUCCCUGAGACAGAUCGGGAGGCUCGUUCUGCUCCUGGCGUUCCUCUACCUGUUCGUGUGCUCCUUGGAUAUCCUCAGCAGUGCCUUCCAGCUGCUUGGAGGAAAAAUGGCCGGGAAGAUCUUCAGCAACAACUCUAUAAUAUCCAACCCCCUGGCGGGUCUGAUGAUCGGUGUGCUGGUGACCGCUUUGGUGCAAAGCUCGAGCACCUCCACAUCCAUCAUCGUCAGCAUGGUGGCCUCCUCACUGCUGUCAGUGCGGACUGCCAUCCCCUAUGUCAUGGGAGCCAACAUUGGAACUUCGAUCACCAACACCCUCGUGGCGCUCAUGCAAGUGGGAGACCGGAAUGUGUUCCGAAGGGCUUUUGCAGGGGCCACCAUCCACGACUUCUUCAACUGGCUCUCCGUGCUGGUGCUUCUGCCCGUGGAGGUCUCCACCCAUUACCUGGAGGCCCUGACCAACCUCAUGGUGGACGUCUUCAAUUUCAGAAGUGGAGAAGAUGCCCCGGAACUUCUUAGAGUUAUCACGAAACCCCUUACAAAUUUCAUUAUCCGGCUGGAUAAAAAGGUUAUCAACCAGAUUGCAUUGAAUGACCCAACAGCUAUGAACAAGAGUCUGAUCAAGAUUUGGUGCAAAACUUUGACCAAUGUGACUCAGGUGAAUGUCACCGUCCCCUCAAUUCAGAACUGCACCUCACGCAACCUCUGUUGGACAGAUGGUAUCUCCACCUGGACCAUCAAGAAUGUCACCAGCAAGGAGAAUAUUGCCAAGUGCCAGCACCUCUUUGUGAAUGCCAACCUCAUGGAUGUUGCUGUUGGCAUCAUCCUUCUGGUUAUCUCCGCGCUGAUGCUGUGUGGCUGUUUGAUCAUGAUCGUCAGGCUCCUGGCUUCUGUGCUUAAGGGACAAGUAGCCAUUGUCAUCAAAAAGACCAUCAAUACUGAUUUCCCUUUCCCCUUUUCCUGGCUGACUGGCUACCUGGCUAUCUUAGUGGGGGCAGGAAUGACCUUCAUCGUGCAGAGCAGCUCAGUGUUCACAUCUACUUUGACCCCACUGAUCGGUGUCGGAGUGAUAAGUAUUGAGAGGGCGUAUCCACUCACACUGGGGGCCAACAUCGGCACCACCACCACUGCUAUCAUGGCCGCCUUGGCCAGUCCAGGCAAGACCUUGAAAUCCGCACUCCAGAUCGCCCUGUGCCACUUUUUCUUCAAUAUCACGGGUAUCCUUCUGUGGUACCCAAUCCCGUACACUCGCCUGCCCAUCCGCCUGGCCAAGGGACUGGGCAACAUCUCAGCUAAGUACCGCUGGUUUGCAGUCUUCUACCUGGUCACCUUAUUCUUCCUGUUCCCGCUGGCCGUGUUUGGCCUCUCGCUGGCUGGCUGGCCAGUGCUGGUGGGCGUGGGGGUGCCCAUCGUCCUCGUGAUCCUUCUGGUGCUGGUGCUCAAGCUCCUGCAGGCCAGCUGCCCCCGCAUCCUGCCCAAGGUGUUCCAGACCUGGAGCUUCCUGCCCAUGUGCAUGCGCUCGCUGAAGCCCUGGGACGUCGCCAUCUCCCUGGCCACCGGCUGCUGCAUGAGGAACUGCUGCUGCUGCUGCCGCAUCUGCUGCCGCUUCUGCUGCUCGCUCUGCUGCCCCAGGUGCUGCCGCUGCAGCAAGUGCUGCCGGGAGCCCACAGAGGAGGAGGAGGUAACCCAAAUCAAGGUCCCCGAGUCCUUUCGUACCAUCUCUGUGGUCGUGGAGGCCCCGGAAGGGGUCCCCAAGUCCCCAGAGGAACCCAAAUCCCAAGAGGACACUCUGA